Molecule: messenger RNA, 1782 nt
Organism: Cyphellophora europaea CBS 101466
Lineage: Eukaryota; Fungi; Ascomycota; Eurotiomycetes; Chaetothyriales; Cyphellophoraceae
Exons: 1
Coding region: 1-1782 (593 amino acids)
Biological process (GO): N-glycan processing; carbohydrate metabolic process
Cellular component (GO): endoplasmic reticulum; Golgi membrane
Molecular function (GO): calcium ion binding; mannosyl-oligosaccharide 1,2-alpha-mannosidase activity
Source: RefSeq, a predicted model, not a curated record
AUGGCUCUCACCCGUCGGUGGACGUUUGCUUUGGUUGUAACAUCCUUGCUUGCCUUCACUUACCUACUUUCCAACAUCUACGGCAACAGAUCGAGCAGAGCCCUGGGUCCUUCACAGCAGUUUUAUCCGCCUCCAUCUCAGGAGCACGAUGGGAAAUUUUCCUGGAAGCACCGAGCGGUGCACUUUCCUUUGGAGUCGUACACCCCAUUGCCAACGGGGCCCCUCAAAAUCCUGCCACGAGUACAAGCAACAUUCGACGCUGAGGAUGCGACUCUGAGAACUUCGCGAUUAGAGCGCCGCCAGAAGGUAGAGCUGGCCUUCAGAAAAUGCUGGAAUUCGUACAGAGCAAAAGCCUGGAUGUUCGAUGAGCUUGCCCCUCUUUCAGGCGCCGGACGCAAUACUUUCGGAGGCUGGUCUGCGAGUCUUGUUGAUGCUCUGGACACAUUGUGGAUCAUGGGCUUCAAAGACGAGUUUGACAACGCAGUUGAUGCAGUUCGUCGCAUAGACUUUUCUACGUCGACAGACACAACAAUCAAUGUGUUUGAGACGACAAUUCGCUAUCUCGGUGGCUUUCUGUCCGCCUACGAUCUGAGUGGGGAGAACGCUCUACUAGAAAAGGCUGUUGAGGUUGGGGAAAUGCUGCUGGCGGCGUUUGACACUCCGAACAGGAUGCCUAUCACACGAUGGGAGUGGAAAGUGGCGAGAGAUCGUCUGCAAGCCCAGCAAGCUCCGGACUGGAUGCUCGUAUCGGAACUCGGCUCACUCUCUCUCGAGUUUACGCGCUUGAGUCAGAUCACCGGUGAUGAUCGGUGGUACGACGCGAUUGCUAGAAUUACGGACCUUUUCCACCAGCAGCAAAAUCACACAAAAAUACCCGGACUUUGGCCAGUGGUUGUUAAUCCCCGAGAUAAGGAUCUCACAAAAGACAGUGGCUUCACACUCGGCGGAAUGUCAGACUCCUUGUAUGAAUACUUCCCCAAAGAGUAUGCCCUACUUGGUGGGCUCAGCCCGGUCUAUCAGCAAUUAUACGAGACCUCAAUGGCUACAGUAAUCAAAGAGAUGCUGUUCCGACCCAUGAUACCCAACAGCGAAGAUAUCCUAAUGUCUGGGGACUUGAGAGCAGACUCUGAUGGCUCUUCCGCUCUAGAUCACCGGAUCCAGCACCUGACUUGCUUUGCUGGGGGCAUGCUUGGUGUGGGAGGCCGUUUGUUUUCCAACGACAAUCAUGUUGCGGUAGGGCAGAAGUUGACAGACGGAUGUAUCUGGGCGUACAAAGCGAUGCGAUGGGGCAUUAUGCCUGAGAUUGCGCACAUGACCCCCUGCAAAUCGCAGUUAGAUUGUACCUGGGAUGAGGCCGUGUGGCUUCAGGAAGUAGGGAAGCAACAUACCACCGAUCCUCCCGUCACCAAUCUACAAGAAUUUGCUGUGACGCAAAACCUACCCGAAGGCUACGCCAAAUUCGACGACAGAAAAUACAUCCUGCGACCCGAAGCAAUCGAGAGCGUUUUCAUCUAUUAUCGUAUCACCGGUGACGAAAAGUAUCGAGACCAUGCUUGGGAAAUGUUCAAUGCUAUUGAGAAGGUCACCAGUACCGAAUUCGCCAAUGCUGCUAUUCCGGACAUUGCUACAAAAGACCAACCGCGUCAGGAUGACAGAAUGGAGAGUUUUUGGCUCGCCGAAACAUUGAAAUAUUUCUACUUGAUCUUCAGCGAACCUGAGUUGAUCAGCCUCGACGAUUAUGUUCUCAAUACCGAAGCUCAUCCGUUCAAGCGGCCGAAGUAA